Molecule: messenger RNA, 1542 nt
Organism: Helicoverpa armigera (cotton bollworm)
Lineage: Eukaryota; Metazoa; Arthropoda; Insecta; Lepidoptera; Noctuidae
Product: dynein assembly factor with WD repeat domains 1
Exons: 9
Coding region: 127-1401 (424 amino acids)
Biological process (GO): mRNA splicing, via spliceosome
Cellular component (GO): U4/U6 x U5 tri-snRNP complex
Molecular function (GO): U4 snRNA binding; U6 snRNA binding; protein binding
Source: RefSeq, a predicted model, not a curated record
AAAACCCCGUUACCAUGGCAACAGCACUAUUGAUAAAAUCCUGUCAGUUUUUUGAAACAAUUUUACUCCGACUAAAGUAGAAUAGUAAAAUAAUGUUUUUCCAAGAGAAGGCUUAGUUAGUCCAUCAUGAAGUUGCUGAAAUUUCAUUUGAGGUACCACCCCCCUGGAAUUACGUUGGAAUAUUUGCAGAAGGGGAUUGUAAAAAAUAGAGAAAUUGAUUUAUUGGAUUUGAACUCUGAAUCAGACGUCAAAGAAAUAGCGUUACGCCUAUACCAAAAAGAAGCCCUCAUUACCGAGGAGGUUAAAGACCAGCUGGAGCAAUGCCUGGACAUCCUGAAGAAGCGGACUGAGCAUGAAGGGCCCUCUGGCAAGAGGUUUUACAUCUACAAGACUUUGAUGACCCAUGUGCUGCCUCUGACUAAUGUGGCGUUUGAUAAAACUGGAAACAGAUGCCUGUCAGGAAGUUACGACAGAACCUGCAAAGUAUGGGAUGUGGAGGCUGGCACGGAGUUGAAGACGCUCUCAGGACAUCAAAAUGUCGUGUACUCUGUUGGAUUUAAUUUCCCAGCAUGUAAUCGCGUCCUGACUGGAUCCUUCGACAAGUCAGCGAGGAUCUGGGACCCGGAGACGGGAGAGUGUCUGGCCACGCUGUGGGGACACCGCGGUGAGGUGGUGGCGUGCCAGUUCAACGCUAAAGGGGACCUGGCUGCCACAGCGUCUAUGGAUAACACGGCCAAGCUGUUUGAUGCUCGCACUGGAGGUGAAAUCCACACUUAUAAUGGUCAUACGGCUGAGGUGAUCGCGCUUCAGUUUGACCCCAACGAGGGUCAGCGAUUGAUUACUGGCUCCUUCGAUGGCACCAUAUCUCUGUGGGAUACCAGAGUUGAGGACCGUGUAUCAGUCCUCCGCGGCCAUGACGGCGAGAUCUCGAACGUGCAGUUCAACUGGGACAGCUCGCUGGUGGGCUCGUCCUCGCUGGACGGCAGCGCCAAGCUGUGGGACGCCAGACAGAGCUCCUGUCUGGCCACUGUGUCUGGACAUACUGAUGAGACCGUUCCAUCCAAGGUGCUGGACAUCUGCUUCGACUGGGCGGGGCAGCGCAUGGCAACAGCCUCAAGUGACUGCUCAGCCAGGGUCUAUGAUGUCAAGUCUGACUUCAAGGAGUUGGCCGUCAUGAAGGGACAUCGCGGGGAAGUUUCUAAGGUUUGCUUCAGUCCUGCUGGAGGUUGUCUUCUGACUGCUUCAGCUGACAGGAGCUCCAGAGUAUGGAACACCAACACUGGCAACUGUAUUCAGGUGCUAUCCGGCCACCAAGGCGAGAUCUUUUCGUGUGCGUUCUCCUACGCUGGUGAUGCCAUCAUAACGGCCUCCAAGGACAACACCUGCAGGAUCUGGAGAUGAUUGGACUGGUGGAUGUAGACCAUCCCCCAGACAGACCAACCCCUUGUUUCAACCAAAGACUUUGAUAGCAGGAUGGAUAGUAGGGUGAUACUUCAUGACAGUGGUGGUGAUAGUGACGUAAGGUCUGAUAUCGAAGGUUUU